UGCGCACCCACAGGCCAUGCAGUCAAACAAUGUUGCGUAAAGCGUCGAUUGCCGAGUCACGGAUGGGAGUUGUUUAACAUGCAACAAGGACAACAUCCAUAACAGCAUGAGCAUACACAGUGGACGGUAGAUAUGACACACUCCUGGUUAUGCAUCACUUAUAUGUGUGUAUUUAUAUAUCUUACAGCUGAGACAACUCACAGCUUAAUACUUGAUUUGGAGUAACCUCUGUUAGUGGCAGUGGAGUGUUUACGACUGAAGCUGACAGAAAACUGCAUUGAAAAUACGCCUCAGCCAUGGUGUUUAUGCGAGGUUACUGUGAAGCCAAUUCCUCCAUCUCCCGCACCUGGGUGGAUGAAGGCAUCUCCCCCUGCUUCUACUUCACGCUGGUCCCCUCCAUCCUGCUCACCAUCGCCUUCUUCCUCGGCACCAUCCACUGCAUAUUCUACCAGAAGUAUGGCACAUCCAUGGAACCCAAGUUCAUCCCUCGCUCCCGCCUCUACGGGCUCCAGCUGGUUGUCUCCGUCCUCCUGCUCGUCCAGUUCCUGGGUGGGACGGUGUGGCGGGCUGCCAGCGGAGGAGAGCUCCCAGGAUACGUGGUGUUGUACGGCUGCUUCUCUCUGCUGGGCUGGGCUUGGGCCAUAGCCCUGCUCAGGGUGGAGAGACGUAGGGCCCUGCUGAUGGACCGGACGAGGGGCCACAGCGUGGCCCUGCUGCUGUUCUGGGCCACGGCUUUCUCAGCGGAGAACCUGGCCUUCGUCUCCUGGUACAGUCCACACUGGUGGUGGAGCCUGGAGAACAAUCAACAACAGGUGCAGUUCGCUCUGUGGCUGAUGCGUUACAUUGGCACUGGGCUGCUCUUCUUCAUCGGUCUCAGAGCUCCGGGGUUGCCACGGAGACCGUACAUUCUACUGAUAAACGAAGACGAGCGGGACGUAGAGAGCAGUGGACGGAGCCUUUUGGGUGGAACAGAAGAGAACCAGUCCACCUGGCAGGGUUUCAGGAAGAAAGUCCGCGUGCUUAUUCCCUACAUGUGGCCCCGGGGAAAUAUCUUCCUCCAGAUGCUCGUCAUCUUCUGUUUGGCGCUGCUGGGAAUCGAGAGAGCGAUCAACGUCUUUGUGCCCAUUUACUACAAGAAUAUCGUGAAUGAACUGACUGAUGGCAGCAGCUGGCCCACUCUGGCUACUACAGUGUGCAUUUAUGUCCUGCUCAAGUUCAUGCAGGGCGGAGGUGCAGGUGCGUCGGGUUUUGUCAGUAACCUGCGCUCUUUCCUGUGGAUCCGGGUGCAGCAGUACACCAACCGCGUGGUUCAAGUGCGUCUGUUCAGCCACCUGCACUCGCUCUCCCUGCGCUGGCACCUGGGCCGCAAAACCGGCGAUGUGCUGAGAAGCAUCGACCGCGGCACCUCCUCCAUCAACAGCCUGCUCAGCUACAUAGUGUUCAGCAUCAUCCCAACCAUGGCGGAUAUUGUCAUCUCCAUCAUCUACUUCAUCACCUAUUUCAACGCCUGGUUCGGCCUCAUCGUCUUCGUCUGCAUGGCCCUGUACCUCACUCUGACAAUCAUCAUCACCGAAUGGAGAACCAAGUACAGACGAGACAUGAAUCUGCAGGACAACGCCGCCAAGUCCAAGGCCGUGGACUCCUUGUUGAACUUUGAGACGGUGAAAUACUACAAUGCAGAGAACUAUGAGGUCGGGCGUUUCGAGGACGCCAUCCUAAAAUAUCAGGUGUCGGAGUGGAAGACCCAGGCGUCCCUGGCCUUCCUCAACCAAACGCAGAACCUCAUCAUCGGAGGGGGCCUGCUGGCCGGCUCCAUGCUCUGUGCCUACUUUGUGACUGAAGGGAAGUUCCAGGUUGGAGAUUUUGUUCUUUUUGGUACCUACAUCAUCCAAUUGUACACCCCCCUCAACUGGUUUGGAACCUACUACAGAAUGAUCCAGAAUUCUUUCAUCGACAUGGAAAGCAUGUUCAAACUUUUCGAAGAAGACGAAGAGGUUAAAGAUGAAGUAAAUGCAGGGAGUCUUCAGUACAAACAGGGAAAAGUGGAGUUUGAGAACGUGUACUUCAGCUACGUAAAUGGCAAGGAGAUUCUCAAGGACGUUUCCUUCACCGUACUUCCAGGACAGACAUGUGCCCUGGUGGGACCAUCAGGCUCUGGGAAGAGCACCAUCAUGCGACUCCUCUUCCGUUUCUAUGACGUUCACGGAGGCUCCAUCAGCAUCGACGGGCAGGAUAUAUCAAAGGUGAAGCAGAGAUCUCUGCGCGCUCACAUCGGCGUGGUUCCCCAGGACACCGUGCUUUUCAACGACACCAUCCGGGAUAACGUCCGCUACGGCCGCAUCUCUGCCAGUGAUCAGGAAGUGGAGGAGGCCGCUUUGGCUGCUGAUAUACAUGAUAAAAUCAUGACCUUCCCCGAAGGUUACGAUACCCAGGUGGGUGAAAGAGGUCUGAAGCUGAGCGGAGGGGAAAAGCAAAGGGUGGCUAUCGCCAGAACUAUCCUCAAAGCACCACAGAUCAUCCUGCUGGAUGAGGCCACAUCUGCACUAGACACGCAGACAGAACGCAACAUCCAGGCCUCACUGGCUAAAGUCUGUAUCAACCGUACAACAGUUGUUGUAGCUCACAGGUUGUCCACCAUAAUCGGAGCUGACCAGAUUCUGGUGAUCAGUGACGGCCGUAUCGCUGAGCGAGGAGGACACGAGGAACUGCUCGCCAAGGGAGGCCUGUAUUCGGACAUGUGGAUGAGGCAACAGCAGGCCCAGGACUCCGAUUCCUCGUCAGACACGGAAGCCAAAGAUCACAAGUCUGAGAAACUGCAGCCGCCAUCAACCUCCUCAGGCCACCACGGCCACUGAAUGUAUUUAUUUGUUUUUUCUUUUAAAAGAGAACUCUACUUUUUUUACUGAAACUGAAUGUACGACGCCAGGUCAUCGAGAAUAGGGAAGGUGCCUUAACCAAACUAGGGAGGCACAAACAAUGUGGUCGAGUCCAAAUGUACCAAUAGACAUUCAUUUUUAUAGGUAUUUGUUGUAAUUAUGGCCAAUAUGGUCAAAUUAUUACCACAUCAUAAAAAAAGACAUUGGUACUUUGUUUUUUUUUUAGUUCAAACCUUCAUUCUGGAGCUAAAUAAUGAAAAUAAGUGUAUGUUGUCCCAUGCAUUUGUCCGGGUGACACCAUGAGUGUUAAAUUUUUUUAAUUUGUUUUGAGGAUAUUAUUAUUUUUAAACCACUCCUGCCACAUUUUUAUUGCUACCUUUUUAUUUUUCAUAUUCAAUGACGACAUUCGUUAUUUUGUGCCGUCCACUUAAAACAAAACAAGAAUAAACUACAUAAUCUAUGACCUGACAUACAUUAUUUAAAGGUACAAAAGGGAGACUUGCUAAAAGUAAGAGAAUAAAAAAGACUCUAAUCGAAGCAUAAACACUGCAUCUUGUUGGAUUGGGGGGUUUAUGUCUCUGUCGUCCACUACAUCAUUUCAUAUGAAAGACAAUGGAUUCUUUGGUAUACAAAAUGUCAGGGAUUUUAUUCAGCUGUGUUUUAUUUUUGAAGUUGUUGGUAGUCGUUCUCAGAGAUCUGCUGUUAUUUAAAUUAUAAAAUUAAGUUAUGAAAAUACCUUUUUUUUAUAUUGUAAGUGUCUUUAUAACUUUGACCCCUAAGGUAAAGCGGGGUGUGUUGCUUGUCUGACCUUGUAUCUUCUGAAUUGUUGUAAAGGAUUAAGAAAUACACAAAAAGUAAAGGUAAGAAUUGGUGUGAAUUUUUUUUUAACUUUACAAUCAAUGUCUGCCUGUCGUUAGCAGACAUUUGUUACUUGGUACAUGGAUGUUAUGGAGCCAACUUAUCAGUUCGAUCUGCUUUUGCUGCAUUUAAAGUCAAAAUAUCUGCCAUGAAAAAGAUGUACCAUCAAACCAAUAAUACCCAACAAUAUUCUCAAUUAAUGGAAUAUAUAUACAUAGUAUAUACAGUUAUAUAAACAAUUUCUGAAUAAGUAAUUGCAAUAAUUUUAUGUUUUGUGUCUGUUUCACAAAGGUAUUUUUCAUUGUUGUUUCUAAAAACAUAUUUCUUCGUAGACUGAAGUUACUAUAAGAUAUUCAGUUAAGGGGAUACGACACAUGUGAAUACAGUUAACAUUUUACCUAAUAGAUAUAAACAUGGAACUUCCCCAAUUGCUUACUUACAAUUAGACAAA
Molecule: messenger RNA, 4185 nt
Organism: Anoplopoma fimbria (sablefish)
Lineage: Eukaryota; Metazoa; Chordata; Actinopteri; Perciformes; Anoplopomatidae
Gene: abcb6a
Product: ATP-binding cassette, sub-family B (MDR/TAP), member 6a
Exons: 20
Coding region: 297-2855 (852 amino acids)
Biological process (GO): transmembrane transport; heme transport
Cellular component (GO): membrane
Molecular function (GO): ATP hydrolysis activity; ABC-type heme transporter activity; ATP binding
Source: RefSeq, a predicted model, not a curated record